AGCUACACAUCAGAUAAACAGAUAACCUGAUUAACAGAAAGAGAACGCGGUGAACAGAAGGAGAACCUGGAGGAGAACGGACAGAUCAGCGGUAGAUAAAGAGGUUCACCAGCAGCGUCUGAUGGAGUCUGAAGAGAAUCUGGUCAACGUGUUCGUGCUGCUGCUGUUCGGAUCGCUCUUCACUGUGGUGGGUCCUUCUGCCCCUGAGGAGGGCUGGCAGGUCUACAGCUCAGCUCAGGACACUGAAGGCCGAUGUGUUUGUACGGUGGUCGCUCCCCAGCAGACGGUCUGCUCCAGAGACGCCCGGACCAAACAGCUGCGCCAGCUGCUGGAGAAGGUUCAAAAUAUGAGUCAGUCCAUCGAGGUUCUUGACCAGCGGACUCAGAGAGACCUGCAGUUUGUGGAGAAAAUGGAAGUGGAGGUGAAAGGUCUGGAAAAUAAAUUCAAACUGGUGGAAGACGGACACGAGAGCAACAUCGCCCGACAGUACAAGUCUAUCAAAGCAAAGAUGGAAGAGUUACGUCCUCUGAUCCCGGUCCUGGAGGCCUACAAGGCGGAUGCUCUGCUGGUUCGACAGUUUAAGGAAGAGGCAGCAAAUGUGACAGAGCUGUUGGGAUCACUGCAGGAACAACUAGGAGGUCUGGACUACCAGGAGCUUCACGGCCGAGUGAUGAACCUGGAAGACCGGCUGAGGGCCUGCAUGCAGAGGUUAGCCUGUGGGAAGUUGACGGGUAUCUCUGAGCCAAUCACAAUCAAGACGUCUGGAUCGAGGUUUGGAUCAUGGAUGACCGACCCGCUUGCCCCGGUUGGAGACAACAGAGUGUGGUACAUGGAUGGUUACCAUAACAACCGCUUUGUUAGGGAGUACCAGUCGAUGUUUGACUUCAUGACGACAGAUAACUUCACCUCUCACCGCCUGCCUCACCCCUGGUCCGGCACUGGUCAGGUGGUUUAUAAUGGGUCCAUUUACUUCAACAAGUUCCAGAGUCACACCAUCAUCAAGUUUGACUUCAGCACGUCGAUUAUCAGCCGCUCCCGACAGCUGGACUUUGCCGGUUACAACAACAUGUACCAUUACUCCUGGGGGGGGCACUCGGACAUCGACCUUAUGGUGGACGAGGGGGGGCUCUGGGCCGUCUACGCCACCAAUCAGAAUGCUGGAAACAUUGUCCUCAGCCAGUUAAACCCAAACACUCUGCAGAUUAUUCGCAGCUGGACCACCAACCACCCCAAACGCAGCGCCGGCGAGGCAUUCAUGAUCUGUGGAACCCUGUACGUUACUAACGGCUACUCGGGUGGAACAAAAGUGUACUACGCCUACUCCACCAACUCCUCCACCUAUGAGUACAUCGACAUCCCACUGACCAAUAAAUACAGCCACCUGUCCAUGCUCGACUACAACCCCCGAGACAGAGCACUGUACGCCUGGAACAACGGCCACCAGGUCCUUUAUAAUGUCACACUCUAUCACAUUAUACAGUAACAAAAAGAAUAAUACAGGUUAUUUAUAAUGUUACACUCUAUCACAUUAUAUAGUAACAUAAAGAAUAAUACAGGUCCUUCAUAAUGUUACACUUUAUCACAUUAUACAGUAACAAAGAAUAAUACAGGUCCUUUAUAAUGUUACACUAUCACAUUAUACAGUAACAUAAAGAAUAAUACAGGCCCUUUAUAAUGUUACACUAUCACAUUAUACAGUAACAUAAAGAAUAAUACAGGUCCUUUAUAAUGUUACACUAUCACAUUAUACAGUAACAUAAAGAAUAAUACAGGUCCUUUAUAAUGUUACACUGUAUCACAUAAUACAGUAACACAAAGAAUAAUACAGGUCCUUUAUAAUGUUACACUCUAUCACAUUAUACAGUAACAUAAAGAAUAAUACAGGUCCUUUAUAAUGGUACACUGUAACAAAUUAUACAGUAACAAAGAAUAAUACAGGUCCUUCAUAAUGUUGCACUGUAUCACAUUAUACAGUAACAAAGAAUAAUACAGGUCCUUUAUAAUUUACACUGUAUCACAUUAUACAGUAACAUAAAGAAUAAUACAGGUCCUUUAUACUGUUACACUGUAACAAAUUAUACAGUAACAAAGAAUAAUACAGGUCCUUUACAAUGUUACACUCGAUCACAUUAUACAAUAACAAAGAAUAAUACAGGUCCUUUACACAUAAAUACAAGCUUUAUAAAUGUGACUCCAGGCUGAGAGUUUCAUGAGCAGAGAGGCACAAAGACCAGAAGCAGGAAACAGUUUUCUCAGUGUGACUGACUGACACGUCACCAGUUAACAUUCCAGGAAUGUUAACUCAUCCACUCCAGCACUAAUUGCUGCUAAAGCAACAAUGUCUUGUUUUUAUAUUUCUAUUUGUACACCUGUUCAGUGAACAACAUGCAGCAUCCUGACUCUAACCUGGGACAUGGACCGGAACAGCCUGGCUUCCAUUUUUUGUGCUAAGCUAGGCUAACAGAGUUCCUGGCGUCCGGUCUUUGUGCUAAGCUAGGCUAACAGAUUUCCUGGCUUCCAGUCUCUGUGCUAAGCUAGGCUAACAGUUUUCCUGGCUUCCAGUCUUUUUGCUAAGCUAUGCUAAUAGAUUUCCUGGGUUCCAGUCUUUGUGCUAGGCUAGGCUAACGGUUUUCCUGGCUUCCAGUCUUUGUGCUAAGCUAGGCUAAACAUAUCUUGGACCUGUAAUGGAGCAUUUCCAAAAUUGUUGGACUGUUAACUUAGAUUCUUUAGUUCUUUAAUGAAAAAAAUUUACACAAAUGCACUUGAAAUGUAAACAACACAAUGAAACAAAUGUUUGUCACAAUAAGAAACACUGAAUUAUAUAAAUUAUUUGAUGGGUGACACUGAAGAAUGCAACACGUUUUUUAUAGUAAGGUUUUUUUUGUGGAUGAUAUUUUGGUUCAUGAAACCAGACCCACUGUUAUAAUAAUAAUAAUAGUAAUAAUGUCUUACUGUUGUGUAUUAUAGAUUGAUGCACUGACUACAGUCUCUUUUACAAUGAUUCCGUCAGUUUUUAAAUCUGUUGUCAUAGGUGAAGUAGGGCUAAACCGCCAUCUCUUCAUGUGAACUCACAUCACUCAAAGUGUUCAGAGAGAUCCGCUCUCUCUGUCUCACACCUGGACCCUCUGUCUCACGUCCGGUCCCUCUGUCUCACACCUGGUCCCUCUGUCUCAUGCCAAGAAUUCUCUGAAACUGUCCACCUUUAGCUCAGGAGCCCCCAUCACAACUGGUAUGUCCACCAGCAGGUCGGCGUUUACCGGCAGGUCGGCGUUUACCGGCAGGUCGGUGUGUCCACCAGCAUGUUGGUGUGUCCACCAGCAGGUCUGUGUGUCCACCAGCAGGUCGGCGUUUACCGGCAGGUCUGUGUGUCCACUCAAAAGACGUUCAGGUGGGUGAGGACAUGGUAUUUUCUGGUUGUUGCUUUGUCGUUGUCAUUGCUUUUGACAAACCUCAUUUAUAUCACUCAUCUGUCCUCAUGAAAAGUGUGUAGGACUAAGAUCAGUAAAAAAAGAAAGAUCAGUAAGAAAAGAUCACGAUAAAAACAGGAACUCAUUGAGAGUAUUGUAGUUCAUUUUAACAAUUAAAUGUAUUCUUUGAUUGUUCUUCUUUGUGUUUUGUAUUUUAAUAUAUUCAUACUGUACAUUGAUGUAUUUAGGCCUUUUCCAACACCGAGUACACCGAGUUCUGACUCGUGUACUCGUUGUUGGGACUUGGUCUGGAUGCCUGAGGAGACGUGAUGACAUCACCAUCUCAACUUGUCAUGGCGAAACGUGUCCACUCACUGUAAUGUAUAUUUACAAUAAAAUUAAAUAUGAUAUGAAACACA
Centropristis striata (black sea bass) is the source of this 3826-nucleotide messenger RNA. RefSeq names its product noelin-like. Gene Ontology annotation, biological process: signal transduction. The record is from RefSeq and is a predicted model, not a curated record. Lineage: Eukaryota; Metazoa; Chordata; Actinopteri; Perciformes; Serranidae. The transcript has 6 exons. The coding region runs from base 122 to 1483 and encodes 453 amino acids.